AUGGCUUCCAUGCCGUUGGAACGUCUGAAAGCUCUGGAUGAGAUUGAAGAAGACAUAGCGCAAGUCCUCACUUCAGCAUCUCAUGCGUUGGCGGAAAUCAGCAAGGACAAGCCGAGCCAGAAGCAGGUCGACCAGCACAAAACGCAGUUCCUGAAUACCCUGAGCAGUGUGGAAACAGAGUUAACAAAGCACAUAAAUUACUUGAUACAAGUAUCCACGGGACAGCCACAUGAAGGCUCUAGUUAUGCAGCCGAGAAAUCCUUACUCAUGGCCGGACAGCGUCUAGAUCACUCCAAACGGAGACUGUCAGAAUUAGAGAGUAUCAAAAACUAUUAUCCCCUUCCGUCUGUGCCCAGGCCUGCUUUUGGUGGGCCGAAUUCAAAUCAGUCGGUCAAUGGGAACUUACCCGGAGUCCCGGACUUGAAUUAA
Messenger RNA from Notodromas monacha, 429 nucleotides. Lineage: Eukaryota; Metazoa; Arthropoda; Ostracoda; Podocopida; Cyprididae. The record is from the annotation of a GenBank genome assembly.